CCUUCCUUUUAUAGUGAAUAAAAAAGCAGAGGUAGGUGGAUUAAGAGAAAUACACUGUGAAAGUAUUCCGAACAAAGACUGGACCGGUCAGCCAGACGAGAUAGUGUCACUUUGAGGCUGGACAGCGUGGAGCGCACAUCUUUAUGCUUGUUGCUAAAUUUUGAGCGUUUUUAACUUCUUGUGUUCAGAAACAUCGUUGAGUGAUUUCAGCUUUACUUUCAAGUUCUAGUCUUUUUUUUUGAACGACGUCAAAACGACAAGCACCUCGCCUGUGUAUAUCCGUGCCUUGUGUUUUCCCUCAUCUUCGGUGCCGUUUGCCCGUGUCUUGGGUCAAGUCUACGUCUCUCACCAUGUUGCGGGGAUCUGGAUCUUCACCAGUCAUGGAGUCUUUGGAGCUUAUUCCGAGACAGCUGAAGGGGACAGCGGAACAGUCAAAGGAUUCUGGCAGCAGUGGUGACAAUGUAUCCUGUUCCUCAAACGCACUGAGACGUUGUGAUGACAGUAUUUUCUGCUCAUCAAACCCGGACACAAACUACAAUGUUAGUGUGGUUCUUACAGAGAACACAAACAUAGCCAGUCAUGGUAGAAUGCUUCCCACAACGAACACGGACAAAACCAGUAAUUGCAGAGUGAUUCAUACAACUAAGACAGAUAUGGAUUUCGCCUUCAGGGGAACAGUGCCUUGCGAUUCUAGGAAAAGAAAACGUCAACAAAAUCAUGGAGAUAAUAAACGACGCAUCACGUCUGAGGCCUGUACUGGCGGUGUGUUCCCUGCACCCAACACAGCUGUAGCCUCGUGUGACGUCCUGAAUACGUCUACAACUACAAACAACACGGGUGGUGACUAUGCAAGCUCUGGAACAAUCUCUACCGAUUCGAGAAAAAAAGUUCGAAGACAAAGAAAACAACAGACGGAUGGUGAGAGAUUCAGUGCGCUGUACGAGCAAACUGGAGAAAAGCUGGGUCGUGGGUGCUUUGGUUUCGUUUUCACCUAUAGAAACAAGAAAACAGGGACGGAGCACGCAGUUAAAGUCAUGAAGGACUGCCGGGAUUUAAGACUCCGUAGAGCAUUGAUCGAGAUAGAGACUUGUCGUCGCUACAAGAACUGUGAAAACAUCCUCAAUUUCGUGGAGUCCUUUAGAUCAGGAGAUACGUUUGUGCUAGUGUUCGACAAGAUGGCAGGAGGUAACCUAAGAGAUAUGUUGUCAUCAACUCCGUAUCUGAGCGAGUCCCAGGCUUCACGAGUGACCGGUGCCGUCGCCCGAGCACUGCUGUCACUUCACUGCGACGGAGUAGCACACAGAGACCUAAAACCAGAAAACAUUCUAUGCCACACCCCAGGGGAGGUCACCCCUCUGGUCCUCUGUGACUUUGGCUUCGCGAGUGAACCCCCUUCUCGACGUAACCCCCCCAAAGAGGACACAGGUCUAAUAUUAACCAAGCUUGCCAUGACGUCAGCUGUUGGCUGCCCACAAUACAUGGCACCAGAGAUCGUCGGUUUGUACUUAUCGACGUCACAGUGGAGAACACCCUACGACACCCGCUGCGACAUGUGGAGUCUAGGGGUUCUCGUUUAUGAAAUGCUCGUCCGCUGUCUGCCCUUUGUCGGCCACUGUGCUCAGCAUUCACAGACUAUGGUCCGCAAUUGCCGGGACUGCAUCAAUGACAUGUUCCCCAAGAUCUUCAGCGGCAACUAUUCCAUCCCUACAAACACUCGCGAGUCUUUGUCUGACACUGCCGUGGAUUUGAUCCGGCACCUCCUUGUCGUGGACCCCCAAGACCGUUACUCAGCCGUCGAGGUCUUGAAGCAUCCGUUUGUGACUGCACACAGGGACGAUGACUAGUACCGACUGUCUAACAGCGUUGCCAUGACAAUCGUUAUUUGAGUGAUGCUGACACAAUUUUGGCAGGAGUAUCGCCAGGUGCUUUUACAUUUCUUGAAUAAUACAUGUAUCUUUUUCAAAAGACACACACUUCGGAUUGUAUUACAUCUACACUGAUGUUGGUGUGUUUUUCUGAGAGUUUGUGUCUUCGCUCUUUUCACAACAACAAAAAAUGAUGUUUUGGAGAGUGUAUGUGUAUGAGUAUGAGCACAUGCGUGUUUUUGUGAGUUUGUGUGUGUGUGUGUGCGUCUUAAAUUAUGUUAUGUUAUCAAAUCUAUCUUAUUUUAUCAUAUCAUAUCUCAUAACGUCGUCUCAUCUAUCU
Molecule: messenger RNA, 2205 nt
Organism: Aplysia californica (California sea hare)
Lineage: Eukaryota; Metazoa; Mollusca; Gastropoda; Aplysiida; Aplysiidae
Product: MAP kinase-interacting serine/threonine-protein kinase 1-like
Exons: 1
Coding region: 351-1844 (497 amino acids)
Biological process (GO): intracellular signal transduction; peptidyl-serine phosphorylation; protein autophosphorylation
Cellular component (GO): cytoplasm; nucleus
Molecular function (GO): calcium/calmodulin-dependent protein kinase activity; ATP binding; calmodulin binding
Source: RefSeq, a predicted model, not a curated record